AUGCUACGAUUUCUUCUUGUGUUCACAUAUUCCACAUGGGCAUUUGUGAGUGCUGAAAAAGGCUUUGAGUGGGCUCCCUUCAACGAUGGUGACCUCAAUUGCUUGAGUAGUCAUUAUGCGUUUUAUAUGGGAACACUGCGAACGCCCUCGAAUGUUCCAAGCCCAUCAGAUCUGCAAACUCUUCGGAACGCUUCAGCGAGAGUUUUACGAGUGUUUGCUGUCAUCAAACCGUGCUACAUAAUCGACUGUACGCCCGCUGAAGUCUACUUAUCGAUGAUUGUUCAAGCGUUAAAUGAAAGUGGGAUUGAGAUCAAAACGUUGUGGCUGGACGUAACCGAAAGACUGCCCAUCUACAAUAUGCAGGCUAAUCAGCAAGUCAUCACAAAUUUCGGCAAUGCGGCCAAGAAACUGAACAUUGAAAUCGGCAUCAGGACUGUGCCGGACUCUUGGGCGUCUUUUGUGACAAAAAAUUGGGAUGGAAUGGCUGGCUUCCCACUCUUCUUGGCCGAAGAAAAAAGUUUUACACCGUUCGGCGGAUGGACGAAGCCGAGAAUUCGUCGAAUCGGUAGGCCUGCUUGGCCAAACUAUCCCACCUGCACGUGUGGCAGCAGAAGCUACAAGUACAAGUGCUCUUAUGACCCCAUGCAAGUUUAUGACGAUGGUCUU
Messenger RNA from Mesorhabditis belari, 666 nucleotides. Lineage: Eukaryota; Metazoa; Nematoda; Chromadorea; Rhabditida; Rhabditidae. The record is from the annotation of a GenBank genome assembly.